UUCAACCAUCCGCCACUGUGAUUGGAGGCAGACAGACGCGCGUGAAAUUGCCUCCCUCCAUACCGGUCCAUUGAAUCCACUUUAAAACGAGUGAAGCAUAAACAAUCAAAGGCAAAAUCAUUUUGAUUUGCAGAUGAAACCUCUGAGAAACGAACACCGAGAAGGAUGAAAGCCCGGCAGCCUGUCAUCUGUUAGGGAGCGUCUUCACCGCAAAGAUCCAUCAUCCGAGCAACUCAGUCAAGGCAGAGACACUGUAAUGACUGUGAAUGACACCUGCUAUGGGUCUUACAGCUUUACAGACACACUGAUUGCUUACUGCGAUCGUUUUAACAUGUGCGUGAACAGGGAUCAAGUUGAAAGAACAAGUCUGGAUGCGGUGCGCGUGCAUUGAGGACGCUGGAAAGGUCUCCAUCAUGCUGAAGGUACACUCUGAGAGGUAGCAGUUCAAACGCUUACUUCAAGACCGGCACAUUUAAUAAUUUCUCCCUCGAUUGCCAUAAUGGCUCUGACCUGCCUUUGUGAGUCUGUGAAUGGAUCAGACCAGGACUAUGUGUUCUGCAACAUCACUACAUUCAACUUCACCGGCAACGAGAGUGGACGCUGUCAGCUUCAGACCAUGGAUGAUGUUCUGUUGAGGCUUCUGGGCCCUAGACGAUCUCCUUUCUUCCUUCCUGUAACCUUUACGUACAUCUUCAUCUUCAUCACUGGGGUCUUGGGAAACCUCCUCACUUGCACCGUGAUCACUAAAGACAGGAAGAUGCGGACACCCAGCAAUUUAUAUCUUUUUAGCUUGGCCAUCUCAGACCUGCUGGUGCUGCUCUUUGGGAUGCCGCUGGAAAUCUAUGAGCUCUGGCAGAACUACCCCUUUCCCUUUGGCGAAAGCAUCUGCUGUUUCAAGAUCUUCUUAUUUGAGAUGGUUUGUUUUGCUUCUGUGCUCAACGUAACAGUGCUGAGCAUUGAACGCUACAUAGCUGUCAUCCAUCCACUCAAAACCCGCUAUGCCAUAACCAACAAACAUGCGCAAAGGGUCAUCGCUAGCGUUUGGGUUCUGUCCCUGAUCUGCGCCAUCCCAAACACCUCACUUCAUGGCCUGCAGUACCAGUACCUUCCAGAGAGGGUUCUGGAAUCAGCUACCUGCAACCUCCUCAAGCCCAAAUGGAUGUAUAACUUGGUGAUCCAAGUCACCACUGUUCUCUUUUACUUUGUCCCCAUGAUGAUGAUCAGCGUGCUGUAUCUGAUGAUUGGUCUGACACUGGCCAGGGGACAGAAGCAGAGGAAGGACAAACUGGACAAGAACCAGGACAGCUGGAAAAUCCAUUUGGACAGCAGACGGAGGAGGCAGGUCACCAAGAUGCAUUUUGUGGUGGUAUUAGUGUUUGCCAUCUGUUGGGCUCCCUUCCACAUCGACCGACUCUUGUGGAGCUUCAUCACGAGUUGGACGGACCACAUGCAUAACAUAUUUGAAUAUGUGCACAUAAUCUCAGGUGUGCUCUUCUACCUCAGCUCCGCUGUUAACCCCCUCAUCUACAACCUUCUCUCCAGUCGUUUCCGGGAGCGCUUUCAAGCUCUGGUGUGGAGUCGCCUGCCAUCAGGCUCUUCUCGUAAUGACUCAAUGCCUUUCUACAUCAUCCCCAAAGACAACCCCACUGAUCUCCAACGUCCAGGCUAAGAGCAGGAACACGAGCGGCCCACUUCCUUUUGUCAUUAUCAGCAGCGGGUGGGAAAGGGAGAAUGAAUGCUUUUAUGUGAGACAACAUGCUCUGCAAUCUCACAUAGGAUGCUUUGGUUACCUCUUGCUAAUAACAGAAAAAGACAGAUGUGAAAUGGGUCAAUAAAAAUACGCAAAUAAGUGACGUUUUCUUAAAACUACAUGUGAAUGGACACAUACUGGGUUUGGAUUGGUAUUGUCUAUCAGGCUUUUUGUAGCCAAAGACCAACUUAAGAGAAUGCUAACCAGUGUGGCCAUGCUGUCCAAAUAAAUAAAUAAAAGUUAGAACAAAAAUAAAACCAUGUACAAUUUUGCAGAAAUGCCACUUGUUAUCAAGCCACGCGUGGUCAAUGAUAUUGUUCCUGUGAACAUUAGUGAAAUU
Molecule: messenger RNA, 2090 nt
Organism: Carassius auratus (goldfish)
Lineage: Eukaryota; Metazoa; Chordata; Actinopteri; Cypriniformes; Cyprinidae
Product: neuromedin-U receptor 2-like
Exons: 3
Coding region: 500-1669 (389 amino acids)
Biological process (GO): neuropeptide signaling pathway
Cellular component (GO): plasma membrane
Molecular function (GO): neuromedin U receptor activity
Source: RefSeq, a predicted model, not a curated record